Messenger RNA from Micropterus salmoides (largemouth bass), 3907 nucleotides. Its product is annotated as insulin-like growth factor-binding protein complex acid labile subunit. NCBI's taxonomy places the organism in Eukaryota, Metazoa, Chordata, Actinopteri, Centrarchiformes, Centrarchidae. The coding region runs from base 177 to 2270 and encodes 697 amino acids. The record is from RefSeq and is a predicted model, not a curated record. Gene Ontology annotation, molecular function: protein binding. The transcript is spliced from 3 exons.
CAGAAACUGUGAUGUGCAGGUCUGAGAUGCUUCUGCCAGCCUGACCAAGCUUUGCCUUUGUCGUUCUUAACCACACCUUCCUCUGCAACAUAUAAAUCUCACAAAGCAGCGUCUACAUCUGAGUAUAAAGACAGUCUGCAACAAAUCCCAACUUCUCAUCAGUGCUGGGGCCGACCAUGCUGGCAGCCUUAACUCUGUCCUCCCUGAGCGUCUUGGUGUGGGCGACUGACCUCUGCCCCCCAGCCUGCCAAUGUCUCUGCAACCUGACCAUAAGUAUAUGUUCGAAGAAAGGACUGGACCAGAUCCCUGACCUGCCGGAUGCCACAGAAAAGCUCUACAUCUCAUACAACAAGAUACAGGAAAUACCCAGGCGUGGGCUGGAGAAGCUGCAGGUCCUGGACGUGACUAAGAAUCAGCUGAAUGUCUCCCUCUACCCAAUUUGGCCCAAUAUGACGAAGCUGUCUAAGCUCUUCCUACGAGACAAUGGCCUGAAGUUUCUACACCCUGGUCAGUUCCUAAACUGCCCUGCUCUCCUCUUACUGGACCUGAGUGAGAACCAGAUCAAAUAUCUACCAAUCGGAUUCCUCCGUGGGUUAGCUAAUCUGAAGACGCUGAAUGUGAACUUUAACCAGAUUCAAAUGUUACAGGUCGGUGGAUUGGAAGGAGCCUUCAACCUCACUGAACUCCACUUUAGCCAUAAUAAAAUAACUAAGAUAGAGCAAGGUGUGUUCAAGAACUCAACUGUGUUGGAGAAACUUGUUCUGUCCAGAAACAGAAUCACAAGUUUGGACGAGGCCAGCUUCAGAGGAGCGACGAGUCUAAAACACCUCGAUCUGAGUGGCAACAUGCUGACCACUGUUCCAGCUGAGGCACUGAGGGAUGUAACCCACCUUGAGAAUCUGCAUCUACAGAUGAACAGUCUCAUCAGCCUUCAAGAGGAUUGCUUCUCCUCUCUGAGCCAGUUAGUUCGUCUAGAUUUGAGCAACAACAAGCUGACCACUCUGUCUGAAGGAUCCCUGAGAGGUCUGACCAUGCUGAGGGAUCUGGAUCUCAAUCACAACCUCAUAGAUUCUCUUCCCGCAAAAGUCUUCAACGACCUGAUCAGCCUUGAGUUACUUGAUCUGUACAGGAACAGACUGACAUCUCUUCCUCUUGAAGUAUUCAGUAACUUGAACAACCUGGAAGACCUGCAGCUGGAGAGCAAUCAGAUCUCUGACAUACAAGCUGGUGUAUUUGAUUCACUGUCCAAACUUAACGACCUACAUCUGACAAACAACUGCAUACAGAAGCUCCACCCUUCUCUAUUCAACAAGCUCAAGUCACUGCAGAACCUGUACUUGGAGCACAACGCUCUGAGGCACCUCCCCAAAGGCCUUUUCCACAAGAUGAGCAACAUCAAGGAGAUACACCUCGAUGACAACCACAUCAAGUCUCUACAUCCCUCAGUCUUCCAUGGCUUGGUGAGACUUAAUUCGCUGAGUCUCUCUUGCAACAAACUCUCCUCUCUCCACCCGUACCAGUUCAGAGACCUUAUCGGUUUAAUAGAUUUAAAACUAGAUGAAAACCAAAUAUUUAACCUCCCCACAAGCCUGUUCAUGAAUCUAAAAAAUCUUACAACACUGGAGCUGGACAACAACUGUAUCUCAGAGCUGUCUCCUGAUGUCUUUGUGGGGUUGAUCCGCCUUGAAGAGCUCAAGUUGAGCUUUAAUCAGCUCCACGACAUCCCUCUCAACACCUUCCAUCUCCUCCACAACCUCCACAGGCUUCUGCUAAAAAACAACAGCCUGGAUAGUUUACACCCUCAGCUCUUUGCCCGACUGUCGAAGCUAACAGAACUUAACUUGGAUGGAAACAAGCUGGAUCACCUGCAGCCUGAUGUGUUUCAAGGACUUAAAAACCUCCAGAAAUUGAGUUUGAAGUCCAAUCAACUCAGAGCACUGGAGAAUAAGACUUUGGAGCCUUUAAAAAACCUUAGUGCUGUCUACCUGUCAGGUAAUUUAUGGAACUGCACCUGUGCACAUAUUCUCUACAUCUGCAGCUGGGUCAACAUGCACAGAGACAAACUCAGAGACCAGCCCAUCUGCUUCUCCUCUUUGCCAAACUCCAAUUCUUUUUCCUCACCUUUUACUGAAGAUAAGCCGCUCUCGCAGGCAGCUUUGUUGUUACAAGAUCAUUGCGUUACAAGUGCUGCAUCUGGCUCAUCGUCUUCAUUUCCUCUAGAAAUGCUGAAUCUGCUCAUCAUAUCUGUCUUAGCCAUCAACCCACUGUGACAUCCCUUUGUAGUGGUUUUGUCCUCUCCUCGCUUUGCAAGUCUGUGCUUGGCUUUUAUGUAUUUGCACCCCAGUCUCAGUACACUGUAAGCUUUUCUAUAGAUACAUUAAAAAAUGUGUAAAUCAGAAUAAUUCUAUAAAUUUCACCUUGAGGUCAUUGAGUGUGAUUAUAUGUGUCUGAGUAGUGGGUGAAAUUUGCACCCCACCAGCCAAUUGUUGUGUUUCCAAGAUUUAAGGUUUUUGCUGCACAAACACUUUCUAAGGAAAGAAAAAUAAUAAGACAUUUUCCCAGGAUGCAAGUAGAACAGGAAAACUUUGACUCCAUGAUUAAUUGCAAACACCAUACAGAUACAAUACCCAUGCUUUGGACCUCUAGAGUAGAUGACUUACUGAUUGAGCCACUGGUGAGAAUUGGAAGACAUACUUGAGGUAAUGAAACUACACGUCUUAGACUGAUUUUUUUAUUAUCAGUUUAAUCUUCAAACUCUUAAAACAGUCAAAAUGUUGGUGAUAAAAUCUGAAAGAAAUCACACACCAUUCUGCUGGUUUUUGGGUCUGUUGUCAAUUAUUUUGGUGCCGUUUAAUCAAACACUGAGCAAAAAAGAAAAUGUUAUAUGCAUACUGUACAAGUACCUCUGAAAUACUUGAUAUCGGCCAUGUAGAGAAUGUCUGUGUUGAUUUUGGUCGCGUUUGAAUGAAGACUUGUGGAGAUAUAGAUGUUAAUUAAUUUAGCAUAUUAUGUAGGUUGCAGUGAGGCAAACAUUUGUCACAUAUCAGUGAAUGUGCUGAAAAGUUUCAGCACUCUAGGACGUACAGUUGAUUUUCUUAGUUGAAAUUGACAUUUGUUGUAAUAGGCCACGCCCACUUUAAGAAAUCAUCACCAAAUUUUAUGCAUCAACUGAGUAGUGACCACGGAUCGUCUAAAAUGAAUAUAAACUUUUUGCAAGUGUAGUGCCCCCUAGUGGAAGAAUAUCUCAGGACUGCUCAGCGAUGUUCGGACCUAGCAUCCGAACAGACGCUCCAAGUUUGGUUACAUUUGCUUAAGCCAAUUUAGUAAAAUUGUAUAUACAGACAUAAAAUGUAUGGAAAAAAAACUAAUUCUUCCGCAGAUGUCCGUAGAUGAUCCUGCCAAAGUUUUGGGUCGAUUGGCCAAAAUAGGUUUUUAAAUUUUUAAAUUGUUAAUUGGAAAUAUUUAAAGUUGCUUAUUGUAACGCCACCAUGAGGCCACCUGCCUGGUGAGAUUUCGUCAGGCGUUUUUUGCUGCAUGAACACUGUUAGCGGAGAAAAAGAAGCUUAGCUGCUUGGAUCCCUGAUAAUUUACUUGACCAUAAAAUCUGGGGAUAAGGGAUCAAUGCUUUGAUAGCACGAAUAAGUGGUUCAACUGACUCACCAUAAAAUUACUCUAUUCUAGCGAUUUAUAUCAGUUCCUUGUUAUGCAUCUUGAUGAUAAAAAGAGUUAAUGGUCUUACUUUUAACGCUGCGAGAGCUGAGUAUGCGUUCGCGUUCAUAAAUAUUAAAUUGUUGAAUGUUUUUGUGUGUGCAUUUGAAAGUCAAAACAAUAAAAACCUCAUACUGUUUAAUUUUCAAUGUUUAUCGGUUUGACUCACUCACAAAGUUAAGAUAUAACAAAUAAACAC